AAGUUAAUUUGUGAAGGAUAAGAUAUACCAAGAGAUCGAGAGAGAGAGAGAGAGAGAGAGAGAGAAUGGAAGGUGUUGGUGCCAAUGGCACCUGUAGUAUGAUGGCCUUUGGAGAAAACAGCAGUAAUGGAGGAGGAAUGUGUCCAAUGAUGAUGAUGCCUCUAAUGACUUCCUCACAUCAUGCUCAUCACUCUCAUCAUCACCUUCAUCAACAUCAUAUGAAUCUUAAUCCUAAUGCAGACACACAUAAUACUAGUACGACUCAUCAGUUUCGCCAGCUUCCCCAGCUGCCUCCGUCCAACAACCAUCACGACCACCAAAAUCCCCAUAACACUAGCGGCGGCUCCUCCUUCCUUCUCCACAACCCAGUUGCAGCUGCCGCCUCCUAUUUCAUGGACAACAACAACAAUGAUGGUGUUGGCGGUAGCUCUUCUUCUUCGCCUUCAACUGUCAAGGCUAAGAUCAUGGCUCAUCCUCACUAUCACCGCCUCUUGGCCUCCUAUAUCAACUGUCAAAAGGUUGGAGCGCCGCCUGAAGUGGUGGCGAGACUGGAAGAAGCGUGCGCAUCGGCGGCGACUAUAGGUCAAAUGGUAAGUAGUAGCAGUGAAUCAGGAUCUCUCGGUGAAGAUCCAGCUCUGGAUCAGUUCAUGGAGGCCUACUGCGAGAUGCUUACCAAGUAUGAGCAAGAAAUCUCUAAACCCUUCAAGGAAGCCAUGAUCUUCAUCCAAAGAAUCGAGUCCCAAUUCAAAGCGCUCUCUCUUUCUUCUUAUGAUUCUGCAGGUUAUGGCGAUGGAAUUGAUAGGAACAAUGUAUCAUCUGAGGAAGAGGUUGAUGUUAAUAACAACUUCAUAGAUCCCCAAGCUGAAGACAGGGAGCUUAAAGGGCAGCUAUUGCGCAAGUACAGUGGAUAUUUGGGUAGUUUGAAGCAGGAGUUCAUGAAGAAAAGGAAGAAAGGGAAGCUCCCUAAAGAAGCCAGGCAACAGUUGCUAGAUUGGUGGAGUCGACAUUACAAAUGGCCUUAUCCAUCGGAAUCACAGAAACUAGCUCUUGCAGAAUCAACGGGGCUGGACCAGAAGCAGAUAAACAACUGGUUCAUCAACCAAAGGAAGCGACAUUGGAAGCCGUCAGAGGAUAUGCAGUUUGUGGUGAUGGAUGCUAGCCACCAAGGCCACUAUUACAUGGACAGUGUCAUGGGAAAUCCAUUUCCAAUGGAUAUCUCUCCCACAUUGCUCUGAACUAAGAUGACAAGCAAUUAGUAUGCUGCUAAUUAUAUAUAUUUAAAUGUGUUAUUGAGGAAUGCCGGUACAUUUCUUAACAACUUAACUAUUAAUUCCUUUUGACUAUGGAUUGUGAUUAAUGUCACACAAUCAUGCAUGUGUACGUGCGUGCUACUAUGUAUGUCGUAUAAAAUCUCACUUAAUUUAAUUGUUAACCAAUAUAAAUAGUGGGUUCUUAUCUUCUCAA
Messenger RNA from Pyrus x bretschneideri (Chinese white pear), 1464 nucleotides. Its product is annotated as homeobox protein knotted-1-like LET6. Gene Ontology annotation, cellular component: nucleus. Gene Ontology annotation, molecular function: DNA-binding transcription factor activity, RNA polymerase II-specific; DNA binding. The transcript is spliced from 4 exons. The record is from RefSeq and is a predicted model, not a curated record. NCBI's taxonomy places the organism in Eukaryota, Viridiplantae, Streptophyta, Magnoliopsida, Rosales, Rosaceae. Gene Ontology annotation, biological process: regulation of DNA-templated transcription. The coding region runs from base 66 to 1235 and encodes 389 amino acids.